Molecule: messenger RNA, 4972 nt
Organism: Mizuhopecten yessoensis (Yesso scallop)
Lineage: Eukaryota; Metazoa; Mollusca; Bivalvia; Pectinida; Pectinidae
Exons: 13
Coding region: 108-3101 (997 amino acids)
Biological process (GO): signal transduction
Source: RefSeq, a predicted model, not a curated record
GUUGUCAUCAACAAAUAAAGUUGCAGAUGAAAGGUGCAGAGAUGGACUGUAUUUUGUCCGCUAAGAUUACACUUUAAUACAGAUGAGUUGACUGUUAUCCUCAAACAAUGGACCUAACACUGUCUGAUACCAUAUCCAUGUGGACGCCAACUGGCACAUAUGAGAUACAGUUGCUCUAUGGUGACAUAACAAAACUCCGACAGGAGGAUUCUGUCAACCUGAUCAUGGUGUCUGCAUUUCCUGGUGACUAUGCUCCAAUGAGAGGAACGGUAAUCGGGGCACUGAAGACUGAACUGGGUAUGAAUGUGCAUCAAUUGAGUAGGUCUAUGGAGUUAGACUUGAGAAGACAAUUCCACUGCUGGCUUUCACAGCCCUUGGAGGGACACCUUCCCUACAAACGACUUCUCUGUUUUGAAAGAACGAGGGGAGAUUGCACAAUAGUAGAAGAUAUCCGUCAGAUGUUUCGUGUGUUUGUACCAGUAUUCAACAACAAAGAGACUACAGUAAUCACACCACUACUUGCCACAGGCCAUCAGAAUAAAAGUCCUGAGCAUGUGCUGUCAGUCAUGCUUCACUGUGCUGCUCAAUGGAUUAUGGCAGGUCUGCCACUCAAGUGCUUCAAGAUUGUCAUCUAUGGUUCACAAAACAAAUCCAUGUCUGAGAUUUUCUCCAAAAUAAAGGAUACUUAUACAAAAUUAAGUAAAAAGAGAAUGGAAAAAAGUCUAAACCUACAGACAUUUGAUAUUUUCAUCAUGUUCCAAGAUGCGGAUAAACAUUGGUGUAAGAAAAUUGAGAAAACUCUCAGGAAGAAGAAAUCUGAUAUAAAGAUUUGCGCUGAUGUACAAAUAUUUAAGGAGGAUGAAGUGUGGCAAGAUCAAAUCUUUCAGAAAAUGUCCUCAUGUUUGAAAAUCAUUGUUGUGCUGACCCCACUGUUUGUGAACAGCUCGGAGUGUUUAGAGCAGUUUAACAUGGCUAUGUGCUGUAACCGUUUGAGGAAGGGGAACAUUCUGCAGCCUUUCUAUGUUCUAACAGUGGAAUCCAUGCCUGUCUACAUCACUCUAGUUCAGUACCAAGAUUGUCGAGUGCGUAAAGAAGCUGACAGUAUAGAAACCAAGAUCCAGGAUGCCUGUUCCAUGUUAGUUGAGAGGUUGUCUGGCCAAGAGGAAGAGAUGGACGAAGUCAAGAACAAUAUCCUGGACCUACCUGGCCCUGCUAGGACCAAGCAGUACGACAUCUUUAUUUCCUACUCGCACAAAAACCCUGACCAGGCUGGAGAUUUACUAAAGGAGCUGUUAGGGGCCAAACCUGAACCUAAGAUCUUCUACGACCGAAGUGAACUGACCAUGGGGAGUAUGUGGCAGAAGACCCUGUAUGAUUCGGUGGAUGGGGCGCGGUGCGUUAUUGCCCUCGUGUCCCAGACCUAUGUAUCUUCUCUGAUUUGUCAGGAGGAGUACAACAUCGCCCUACUGCGACAUCUCAUUGAUCCAACUAAGAUCCUGUUUUUACCAGUUUGUAUAGAAGAUCUGUCGUCAACCCCCCAUGCAGGAUUCUGUAAAGUCGACAUGGUGGAUGGUAGGGGAGACAACUUUGCUGGUGCUGUGGAUUUUAUCUUAAAGAUGGUUAUAAACUGGCUUCAAACUGGAGAAAAGGGGCACUUCAAUGUGUUGGAGAAGGAAUUAAAAGGUGUAAACUACAAAGACAUUUUCGAGACGAUAAGAACCAGAUAUGUGGCAACCAACUACAAAUUACACGUAAAGGAUUUCACAAUUUAUCGUAAAAGUGCUCUGCCAGAAGUGAAAGCCAGCCCUGAGGACCAAGACAAGCAAGAAUGUGAUGUGGCCAUUGGCUUUGCUGGUGAUGCGACUUACUGUGCCAUGGUUUUGAACCAUGUACUAGAUAACCUUCAUCCCGAACUGAAGGUCAGAUUUCUGUGGGAACGAAACAAGUCACUUCUCCAAGACAUUGACACGGCUCGUGCAAUUGUACUCUUCCUAUCAGAGGAGUUUGUUAGUUCAGAAGAACACAUGCAGAAUCUCCACCUGGCUCUCUGUCGCCAGCGACUACUGAAGGGUAGACGUGUUGUACACUUUGUCCAGACUAUGGACCUGCCUGGUGAACACAGCUUUCUGAAACUUCUUCCCAUGGCAGCAAAUUUCAAGGACAGAAUUUGGUAUGACUAUGUCAAAAACAGGGGUGGUGACAAAGCAGACAAGAUGAGGAAGUAUGUCAUUUCAAAGGUGGUUGACAUGAGUGGGACCUUCUCCUGUAGCUACAACGAUUAUCUCGCUAUGGUCAAGGUUGCAGAUGAUGUGAUGGACGAAAUAUUACGAACAGAUAAAGAGGAGGCAUCAGAGCAGGCAGAACCAAUGCUUCUGAACCUCCUUAAGGUGAAACAGGAGCUACAGGAGGAUACAGACAGCACAGACAUACAUCUCAUCAAGGUGAAUGAAUUAGUCCUAGAGACAAAGGAGGGUCAGUCUAGUCAGGAAAUACAGAAUCAAAAAGGCUCCGAAACAACAGGAAAUAACCCUGCCACAACUACAGGGAUUGUCUCAAAACCAACAGAGGAUAAGUCUGCCACAACAGGCACUGUCUCAAAACCAACAGAGAAUAAGAGUGCCACAACAGGGACUGACUCAAAACCAACAGAGGAUAAAACUGCCACAACAGGGACUGUCUCUAAACCAACAGAGGAUAAGUCUGCCACAACAGGGACAGUCUCAAAACCAACAGAGGAAAACUCGACUACAACAGAGACUGCCUCAAAACCAACAGAGGAUAAAACUGCCACAACAGGGACUGUCUCAAAACCAACAGAGGAUAAGUCUGUCACAACAACAGAGACAGUUCCAAAACCAACAGAUGUUGUGACCAGCAAAGUAACAGAGGAACAAUCUGUUCAUUCAAAACCUGGGCCUGUGGAACCUGACCAUUCUAAACCAAAUGGAGGUCCCACCACAGAAACCCAAAGAAGCUCUGAAUCCAAAAACAACACAGUCUUGACACCAGAAAAAUCUGAAACCCACACUGUACAAGAUAAACCAAAAAUUGAAAAGACAGCAAACAACACAAAAACCUCCAAGUCAUGUCAGAUUUUGUGAAUGAUCCAUCAGUGUAAUGUGGUGUCAAACAGUGCUAAAAUUACCAAACGUUUUAUAUAACAUUUAAAAAGGGUAAAGUUCAGAUCACUGUUAACAGGUGUAAAUUUGUAUUACAAGAAGAAGGUGAAAACUUUGGAUUACCACACAAUAGGGAAUCAAGCAGAACAGCUUGGGAGAAGGUUCUUGGCUUGACAAGCUAAGGAUGGAGAACAUUUACAAAAGCGUGAGAUUUAUGGCCCACAAGCCAUGAUAUACGUUACGUUGUGAGUGAGUUAGGACAUCUCAGUGUGCGAGAUGUUUUCUCACACUGUAGGCAAUGUCAAUUGUGAGACAUGACAACCGUGAUAUUGGGUACUUGUCAACGGUUUGUGCCAUUGUCUGGCUUCUUCAGGUAGAGACUUUGGAUUAGGACUUUCACAGUAUGUGAACCAAUAAAAUGAUGACUUUCACUCCAUACGAACUAACAAAAUUGAUUUCCACUUUAUAUGAAAUUAUAAAAUGAUGAUUUUCUCUUUAUGUGAAGACAUUUCAAGCAAUGCUUUCCUUCAUCCUUAAAACGUUGUGCAAUUAUAUUCUAGAUUACAGUGUUAAGUAUAUCGUCUCUUAAUACAAUGGAAUCUAGUUUCUAAUCCAAGCGCUCAUUACCAAAAUAUUUCCUUGACAAAUGAUUAUAAUUUAUAAAUUCAUUAUUAAACAAAAAGUUUUCUAUACCAAUUUAUUUUCCUGCAAUCAAAAUAUUUUAAAAUAUUUAACCAAACAUUUCUUAUUCCCGACUCUUGGUGGAAAACAAAAUCUUUUCAUCUCACAUCAAAGUGAUACCUAUAUAGUAUACUUAUUUGUUAAAAGUGUAGCGAAACUGGACUGGGUCGAUUGUCGGCGACCAGGUAGCUCAAUGAGUAGAGCGUCUGUCUCGAGUUCAGAGGGUCCCGCGAUUUGAACCUCGGUCUGACCGACAUUUUUCUGCUCCUGUUAAAAAAGUUCCAAUCUAAAAUACAGUAUAAAACAUUGUGCAAAUUACCUUUCAUAAAAAAUAUGACAAUAAGUAUAGUUUGUUGGUAGAUAUUUGAGGAUGUCCUAUUCUAUUUCCUGUUAUCAUUUUUCAAAAAAUAGGUCACUGUAUAGCCACUUAGCUUAAAUUUGCUAUUUUUGAAAUAAGUCUAUAAAUGCAUUAAAUAUGAUAGGCCUUUAAUUAUGCUUCAAACAAACAGGAAAGCCUGUGAUGUCAUGAUACCAUAUCGAGGUUAUGACAUUUGACUUCACCAUCUGUGGACAGCUGUUGUAAAGUCAUAAAACCCUGACAAACCGUUUGUCUGGUUGGAAAGAUUGCUCAAUAAUUAGUUUCUACUUGUAACUGCAAGAUGUUUUUGAAUUAGAUCUUUGAACUAUACUCAAUAAACAUCCUUGCUUAUGUCAAAAAGAAAACAACUUGUACCUCUUUAUAUUUAUACAAAGCUUGAAGGAUAUAAUUUAGUAUAUCUAGUAACAUUUGACAUGACAUGCGCCAUGCUUCGACAUAUCAGCUGGGAUAUUUGUUAAUCAAUUAAAUAUAACUAAUAUCUGUCACACUGUGACGGAUAUUAUUUUUAAAAAAAAUGAUAUCCGUCACUUUGUGAAUAACACUUUGAUAUUGACCAAUCAGAACAGUACUUACUAUUCACUGCAUGUUCUGGUCAGAUCUUUGCUAUAUAUCCUAAAACAUUACGUAACUUAACUACGCAAUUGUUAAUGCUUUGUAAGCAAAUCUUAACAGAUUGAGCAUAAAAUGGUAUGAUAGUGUUGAGUAGCCAGCCUUUUCAAAAUGGACUAUGUAUGGUUUGGGCCUGUUUUGGCCCCCAAAUGCAUCAAAAUUCAAAACCUUUAAAUAAACUUUG